UUCCUUCCUCACUUGGCCUCAAGGAGAGUAAGGCUACGCCCUAGCGGCUCCGCGGCGGGCUCCGCGUCACAGGAACUUCAGCACCCACGGGGCGGACAGCGCUCUCCUCCACCUGCAGACCUGACUCCUGAGCGCCCAGAACCCUUUCUAGUCUCUACUCGCUGCGGCGUCGAGCCCCACCCCCGGCUGGGUUCCCACCACUCUUCCUCCCUGCACCCGCCCUCCUACCUCUUCCUGUUUUUACUCCUCUUUUUCAUUCAUAACAAAAGCCACCGCUCCGGGAGCCGGCGCCAGGCUGUUUCUGAGCCAAGAGUGGAAGAAUGGGGUUCCUUUGGACCGGCGCUUGGAUUCUGGUGUUAGUGGUCCACAGCAGCCCAAUUCAAGCUUUCCCCAAACCGGAAGGCAGCCAAGACAAACUUGUACAUAAUAGAGAAUUAAGUGCAGAAAGACCUUUAAAUGAGCAGAUUGCUGAAGCAGAAUCAGACAAGAUUAAAAACAUAUACUCUCCAGAAAACAAGCCAGGUGAAAGCAAUUAUUCCUUUGUUGAUAACUUGAACCUGCUAAAGGCAAUAACAGAAAAGGAAAAAAUUGAAAAAGAAAGACAAUCUGUAAGAAACUCUCCAUAUGAUAAUAAAUUGAAUAUGGAAGAUGUUGAUUCAACCAAAAAUCGAAGACUAAUAGAUGAUUAUGAUUCUACUAAGAGUGGACUGGAUCAUAAAUUUCAAGAUGAUCCAGACGGUCUUCACCAGCUAGACGGAGCUCCUUUAACUGCUGAAGACAUUGUCCAGAAAAUCGCCACCAGGAUUUAUGAGGAAAAUGACAGAGGAGUAUUUGACAAGAUCGUUUCUAAACUCCUGAAUCUUGGCCUAAUCACUGAAAGCCAGGCUCAUACACUGGAAGAUGAAGUAGCAGAGGUUUUACAAAAAUUAAUCUCGAAGGAAGCCAAUAGUUAUGAAGAGAAACCCAAUAAACCCACAAGCAAGACUGAGAGUCAGAGUGGAAAAAUACCAGAGAAAGUGAUUCCAAUGGCAGCAAUUCAAGAUGGUUUUGCUAAUGGAGAAAAUGAUGAAACAGUAUCUAACACCUUAACCUUGACAAAUGGCUUAGAAAGGAGAACGAAAACCUACAGUGAAGACAACUUUGAGGAACUCCAAUAUUUUCCAAACUUCUAUGCACUCCUGAAAAGUAUUGAUUCAGAAAAAGAGGCAAAAGAGAAAGAAACACUGAUUACUAUCAUGAAAACACUGAUUGACUUUGUGAAGAUGAUGGUCAAGUAUGGCACGAUAUCUCCAGAAGAAGGUGUUUCCUACCUUGAAAACUUGGAUGAAACAAUUGCUCUUCAGACCAAGAACAAGCUAGAAAAAAAUGUUACUGACAAUAAAAGCAAGCUUUUCUCAGCGCCAUCAAUGAAGAGUCAUGAAGAAACAGACAGCACCAAGGAAGAAGCAGCUAAGAUGGAAAAGGAAUAUGGAACCUUGAAGGAUUCCACAAAAGAUGAUAACCUCAGAGGAAAAACAGAUGAGCCAAAAGGGAAAACAGAAGCCUAUUUGGAAGCGAUCAGAAAAAAUAUUGAAUGGUUGAAGAAACACAACACAAAAGGAAAUAAAGAAGAUUAUGACCUUUCGAAGAUGAAGGACUUCAUCAACCAACAAACGGAAGCUUAUGUGGAGAAAGGCAUCCUAGAUAAAGAAGAAGCCGACGCCAUCAAGCGUAUUUACAGCAGCCUGUGAAAAUGGCAAAAUGGCCCGGGAGUCUUUCCACUGUGUCAGAAGACAUAAUAUAGCUUCAAACUCUCCCGAUUUUGUGAUUAAAGUUAUUUUGACCCACGGAGUGUUAGAAAGUGCUGGAUUUAUAGUAGAUAACCUUUUAGAAGUGGUUAAGACAUAGCUUUCUUGCCAUAAAAACUAUCUGAAAAGUAACGUUGUAAGCUGAGAUUUUGUAUAUAGAAUCCUUAUUUCCUUGUAGAUUUACAUUUUAUAAUCAGAGAUGGGUUGCUUUGGAAAAGCCUGUAAUGGACUGACCUUAAAACUGAACCUUUUUCCUACUGUGUCACACAUAUAAGCACCCCCUGAAGAAGUGGGGGUUCUGUUUCAAGGCAUGCUGGCUACCAAAGCACCUCAUAGCAUAUCUGUUACAAGAUGUCCUUUUCACUACCAGGUCCCUUUUGGUUGAAAUAAAUUCACGUUCCCUCAAAGCCUCUAUAGCUUGAAGGAAGCUACCUGCUUUUUUUCUUUGCUUUUUUAAAAUAGGUAACUUUCUCUUAUUUUAAAUAUGUUUUUAUUGAUUUGAAAGAGGGAGGGAGGAAAAGGGAGAGAUAGAAACAUCAAUGAAAGAGAAACAUCAACAUCGAUGAAUUGAUCAGCUGCCUCCUGCAUGCCCUCUACUGGGGAUCAAGCCCAAAACCCAGGCAUGUGCCCUGACCAGGAAUCAAACUGGCAACCUCCUGGUGCAUGGGUCAACUUCUGAGCUACACUAGCCAGGCUGCCUUUUUUUUUUUUUUCUUACGGCUCUUCCUGCUAGUUCUGUAUCAGGCCGAAUAGCACGAAAAGGAACCUGAAAAAUGGGCAUAGGAUUUUCUGGAUUUAUUAACAAUUUCCCCCCACUCUUAAUAUUUUCUAUUAGUGAGUUUUAAGACAUUGAUUUUGUUUAUUAUGAGGGAUAACUAUAGCUCUAGUUGGUUUGGCUCAGUGGAUAGGGCAUUGGCCUAUGGACUGAAGGGUCCCGGGUUUGAUUCCAGUCAAGGGCACAUGCCCGGGUUGCAGGUUCAAUCCUUAGUAGGGGGUGUGCAGGAGGCAGCCAAUCAAUGAUUCUCUGUCAUCGUUGAUGUUUCUAUCUCUCCCGUUCCCUUCCUCUCUGCAAUCAGUAAAAAAAAAUAAUAGUAAUUUUUAAAACAAUUGAGAGAUAAUUAUGUACUCUCCAGGCAGAAAAUGAGGUCAUAAGCACUACAUAAAGUGAGGUAAAAAUGUAUGCCAGCUCUGCGUUUUCUAAACUGGAUUUGAUCCAAUCCAGGAUUUCUCAGCAGAUGGCAAGAGGGCCAGACGGCGGGGUAGAAACAGAGAUAAAAAUCAUUUCCUUCCAUGUGAACCAUAGCUGGUUAGCUGAGGUUCCCUGGAGGAAAACAAUAUCAAACCUCUGGUCCCUGCAAAUCCUCUUCCUCAGCCACCACCGCAACUCGCCCAGGGUCCUCCUGAAAUGUUAGUGGAGAAUGUUCCCAAAGCAAAGAAUGCUUUGAAAAUGGGUUAUGCGGCAUAAAUUACAUAUUUUUCUGUAUAUUUCAGUUGAAAAAUCAUAAAAAUCACAUAAUGCUUUGUGUAUUAGCUGCCACUACUUUAAAAGGCCGUCUGAUACUGGUCUUAAAUGCCCCUCUUUGGCAUCUACUUUUUGGUAAGGACUGGGGACUCACAGGGAAAAUGGAAGAGGCUGUUUUCAGGGUAGGAGACCCCUGCUGCUCCUCCCAUCCUCUCUAGAGUUGCAAAAAUAAAGAAAAACCAAAGUCUGGCAUGCCAAAAAACCUCAACUCUUUACGUAAUCUAUUCUAACUCUUUACUUACCAAUACUCAUUGGUAAGUGGUGAGAGGAAACUAAAAACACCUUUGCGCAAACUACACUUGCCAAAACAUGAUGAAUCAGACUUGUUUUAAUGUCAUCCUUGGUAACGUGACUGACACUACUUCCCCCAUGUCCUGUAGUCCAAAUGGGCUGCUUCUACAUCAAGAGAAAAAACUUGCUGUGACGAAAGCAUUUUACCUAUUUGCUUUUCUGUAACUCGUCUAAAUAUCUGCAGUAUUUUUAAAAAUAAGAAAUCCGUGAGUUUAUUGUAACUUUCUGAGCCCACAGACAUUCAUUAGCUACUAUUGAUACCCAAGACAAAAGGGAGAUCUUCAGUCCUGUUUUAUAGGUAAGAAAACUGGUUUGCAAAACAUAAACGUGGGCACAAGAUAUGCUCCAACUUAUAUGGCCAAGGAGUGGUAAAGCUGAACCUAGAACCCAGGUUUCUUAUCUCAGUCCAUUCUUCCAGUGAUUCCCCAUGCAGGCAAGGACUAAACAACACCCAUCCAGGGCAAUUUUACUGCAGCCACAAUUCAAAGUUUUUAAUAACUUGGAAAAGGAGAGAGAUGUUUUGGCUAGAAAUUGCUAAGAGAGACCCUUACACAAAAAUAAAAUACUCAGAAAACUGUU
This is a messenger RNA of Myotis daubentonii (Daubenton's bat), 4179 nucleotides long. RefSeq names its product secretogranin III (gene SCG3). Gene Ontology annotation, cellular component: secretory granule membrane. Lineage: Eukaryota; Metazoa; Chordata; Mammalia; Chiroptera; Vespertilionidae. The record is from RefSeq and is a predicted model, not a curated record. Gene Ontology annotation, biological process: protein localization to secretory granule.